AUGGCUACAAUGGCAGAGGCAGAUAAAAAAAUAGUCACUCAGCAUGACCCCGACGUGGAACGCGACAUGGCAAUGACCGACGAAACCGUCUCGAUAGAUAAGGGCGACAUCUUACAGCUCGAGUCGCUGGACCGCAAUCUCAACGCAAAGAUGCACCUGGUCAAUAAUGCCAUUGACGAGAUUGGUUUCACACGCUACCAGUGGAAGCUCUUCGUUCUCAAUGGCUUCGGAUAUGCCGUCGACUCGCUCAUCUUGCUCAUCCAGAGCAUCAUUGCCGGUCAAGCCGCGCUCGAGUUCAACCCUUCUUAUAAGAACGGCCUCACCAUCGCUGCAUACGUCGGCAUGCUCACAGGUGCCUUUUUCUGGGGCAUGAGCGCCGAUGUCAUUGGUCGCAAAUUCGCCUUCAAUGUCAGCUUGCUCCUGUGCUCCAUCUUUGCCAUUGUGGCUGGUUCAAGUCCCAAUUGGAUCGUCUUGGGCCUUUUCGUAUGCCUCAGCUCUUUCGGCGGCGGAGGCAAUCUGGUCCUGGACACUGCUGUAUUCUUGGAGUACCUGCCUAGCAAGAAGCAAUGGAUGCUGACCUUGAUGGCUGCGUGGUGGGGUAUUGGUCAACUCAUUGCUGGAUUCUUGGCCUGGGGAUUUCUGCCCAACUACUCUUGUGACGAUCCAUCUGUCGUCGAGGGGGCAGCACCAUGCACCUACGAAAAUAACAAGGGAUGGCGAUACGUGUGGUUCGCCGCUGGCGCUCUCGUUUUCGUCAUGAGCAUCCUCCGUAUAACCGUAAUUCGCCUCAAAGAAACCCCCAAAUUUCUCGUUGGUGAAGGCAAAGACGCCGAAUGCGUUGAGACGCUCCAGGCCAUCGCAACCAAAUAUAACCGUCCUUGCAGCCUGACCCUCGAGAAGCUCCAAGCAUGCGGGACCAUUGAGCGUAUGGCCCAACGCGAGGGCAAGGCCAAAUGGAGUCCAUCCCACAUCACUGUCCACCUCAAGGGCCUCUUCGCUACCCGCCGCAUCGCAAUAUCCACCUCCCUCAUCUGGCUCUCCUGGACUCUCAUCGGUCUUGCCUACCCCCUCUACAACGUCUUCCUUCCCUCCUAUCUAGGGAGCCGCGGCGCCGAGUUUGGGGAAUCGUCACAGUACAUUAAAUGGCGCAAUUACACGCUCGUCAACUUUUCUGGCAUCUGGGGACCCGUACUGGCGGGCUGGAUGUGCCAGUUGCCGUUCUUGGGCAGAAAGUAUACAAUGGUUGUCGGUGCCCUGGUCACGUGUAUCUUCUUCUUCGCGUAUACCCAGGUUAGGACGCAGACGCAGAAUGUUGCUUUCACGUGCGUUGUCAAUUUCUGCCUCAACAUCUACUAUGGCACGCUUUAUGCGUAUACCCCUGAAGUUCUUCCCAGCGCCCACCGUGGCACCGGCAACGGCCUCGCAGUCAGCGCAAACAGAGUCAUGGGUAUCCUCAGCGCCGUCAUCGCCACCGUGGCAGACACGUCAACACCCGUCCCCAUCUACAUCUGCGCUGCGCUGUAUGUCGUCAUGGCUGGCGUGGCAGCCAUUUUCCCAUUUGAACCAUAUGGAAAGAGGAGUUCGUAGUUUCUGCGUCAUGGAUCGCU
Messenger RNA from Periconia digitata, 1607 nucleotides. Lineage: Eukaryota; Fungi; Ascomycota; Dothideomycetes; Pleosporales; Periconiaceae. The record is from the annotation of a GenBank genome assembly.